UCAGUUUUAUUCAAAAAGCUCUGCAAUUUGCACGCAGGUAUGGAAGCUUACUCUUCGUCUGCUUCAGCUGCUUCGGGUUUGGAAGAAGGAAGAGGGUUGAAGGCUUCAUUCCAUGGAUCACUUCAUUCCGUGCGUAAGCCAUUGUCAAAGCCCUGGAAGAAGCCAAUUGCACCAUUUCCUCCAACACCACCUAAGGUCUACACGGUCGACCCUAUAAACUUCCGGGACUUGGUUCAAAAACUAACCGGUUCACCUGAGUUCAUGUCCCGAGCGCAUAAUCCGACGUCGACAACUCAGUUUGAGGUGCCUCAUCAGCGUCUCCAAAGAGUGGCUCCUCCCCCUCUUCACAUUGCAGCAUCGCCGUUGUCCAGGGCUGAAGUUUCUGCACCACUGAAUAUGUUCUCGGGAUUAGAUCAAAGCAGCCAGAAUUACAGUAAUAGUACCAUGAAUACCUUUACAUCAAAUUCACUCGGAUUGAACUUGUCGCCAUCUUCUUAUAAUUGGUGCGCUUUCCCCAUUCUCAGUCCCGGUACACUGGCCAGCUUGGAGCAAAGCACUGUUCCUUAGUUUAUAUACAUGAAGCUAGAUAGCAUCAACACUUGAUUACCUUAUUAUAUAUAUUUAUGCUGAUAGUUUAAUUCAUGCUGAAGCUUAAAGAGACUGCCUGUAAGAUUAAAACUACAUUGUUUUGUUAUUGUGGUUUACAUAUA
Hibiscus syriacus is the source of this 710-nucleotide messenger RNA. RefSeq lists its product as uncharacterized. The record is from RefSeq and is a predicted model, not a curated record. The transcript has 2 exons. Bases 40 to 567 code for a protein of 175 amino acids. Lineage: Eukaryota; Viridiplantae; Streptophyta; Magnoliopsida; Malvales; Malvaceae.